ACAUGAUGACACAUAUAUUAAUAUGUCAAAAAAUAAUUACACUUUAUUAGUGGGGUUUAAUAAAAUCUCCUGUUGACAGCACAGGUCUGACAAGCGAGCAGAGGUGAUGCUGCAGUAGCAGAUGUGCAGUCAGUCUGUAAUGAUGAGGCUGAAAACGACGUGAGGGACGCUGUUGACACACUUUAUGUGUGUGGCACACAGUUUUUCAGGAAGUCAAGAAAGCGAAGGCAGUGGACGACAUGUUUUUGACCGCAUUAACGUUUUUUUUCCUGCAGCUAAACGGGACUUGUAACGGCUUCCUGUCGAUGAUCGUGGAGGUGGAUCGACGUGUCUGCACUAACGGGUCGCGAUGCUAACUCGCUAGCUUGAUCUUUCAUGUUUGUUCCUCUUAGAUGUUAUUGUUAAACGUUGCAAUUUAGACAAGACGGACAAAACUCUUCCUCAUUCGCUUAGGUUUUUUUUAUAACCAGAUUAUUGCAACGCGACUUGACUUUAAAAGGCUUUCUGCUGAUUUAGUAAGUGACUGCUAGCUAAAAUGAGUGGAGCUGAUUAACAAAACAUGGGUUUUAUAUGGAUGGAGGCAUGUAGCAGGGAACAUGUGAAUGAUUAACCAAACAAACAGUUUGAGGUUAAUAGGAAAUAGUUGGGGGAUGUCAAGCCAUUUGCAUACAUCUGUUGUUUUAAAGCGGAAAACUUUUGCGUACUGGUAGCUACAUAGUUAAAACACAUUCAGUAAUGAUAUAAAUAAAAGUGGAAUCCUGUUAGGUCGUCGCCUAAUCUAAUCAAACCUGAUCUAAUUUAAUAGGAACAGUAAACUAUAUCAGUUUUUUUCUUGUUUUAUUAAACAGAUCUCGUUUUUUUCAGCUCCUACUUGGGUAAAAUGAGUCUUAGUUGGCCCGUAAAGCGCUGUCACCUUUAGGGUUUAGCUCUUAACGAUCAACCAUGCGCCUGUCGACGUUUUUGGCCCUCUUCAGGCCUGCUUUGCCCCUCAUCCUGGGGCUGUCUCUGGGGUGCAGUCUCAGCCUUUUGAUGGUGUCCUGGACCCAAGGGGACACGGACGACCCCUGCGGAGACGAGCUGGCCAAAGGUGGGCUCUUCCUGGGCAGAAGAGACGCUCAGAGAGGAGGAAGAGAUGGAGCUGGAGAGGAGGACUUCCAGCCACGAAUAGUUCCCUAUCACAAGGACCCAAACAAACCACACAAGAAAGUUCUCAGAACUCGAUACAUCCACACUGAGCUGGGCAUCCGGGAGCGGCUGCUGGCGGGCGUCCUCACGUCUCGGGCCACCCUCAGCACGUUAGCCGUGGCGGUGAACCGCACGGUCGCCCAUCACUUCCACCGAACCUUUUUCUUCACGGGCCUCCGCAGCCCCAAGGUGCCACACGGCAUGACCGUGAUCGCCCACGGCGAUGACCGGCCGGUGUGGCUGAUGUACGAGACGGUGCGGCACCUCCACCAGCACUACGGCUCGGAGUAUGACUGGUUCCUGUUGGCGCAGGAUGACACUUACAUGCAGGCUGGCCGCCUAUCGGAGCUGGUGGGCCACCUCAGCGCAGGUCAGGACCUGUACAUGGGCAGGGCUGAGGAGUUUAUUGGCGGGGAGGAGAAAGCGCGUUACUGCCAUGGCGGCUACGGCUACCUCCUGUCCCGCAGCCUGCUGGCGCGACUGCAGCCGCAUCUCGACACCUGCCGCAACGACAUCCUGAGUGUGAGACCGGACGAGUGGCUGGGCCGCUGCAUCAUCGACUAUCUGGGUCUGAGCUGCAUGGAGGUGCACCAG
This is a messenger RNA of Poecilia latipinna (sailfin molly), 1779 nucleotides long. RefSeq names its product chondroitin sulfate glucuronyltransferase-like. The annotation marks the transcript as partial. Lineage: Eukaryota; Metazoa; Chordata; Actinopteri; Cyprinodontiformes; Poeciliidae. Gene Ontology annotation, cellular component: membrane. The transcript has 2 exons. Gene Ontology annotation, molecular function: glucuronosyl-N-acetylgalactosaminyl-proteoglycan 4-beta-N-acetylgalactosaminyltransferase activity. The record is from RefSeq and is a predicted model, not a curated record.